CGGAAGACACCGCUAUCCCGGUUCUCCGCGGCGCUGCUGCGUUUUUCCAACUUCAUUAAACCGGUUUUUUUUUUUUUCUUCUUAUCCUGCGUGACGUGACGAGGAGGUGGAAGGAAAUAUGUCGCUGUCGUGACUGGAAAUAGCGAGAUAUUUUUUUUAUUUUUUUUAAGGAGAAGGGCGACAGGGGAAGAGGAGAAUGGCCCACGUAAGCAACGGUUCCCCGGCCGAGGAGGAGGACUGUUUUGAGGACGCCUUCGACCGCAUCCCAGCGGCGUGUCACAUGGAUCUGCACACGUCCAUCCAGGAGACUCAGUGUGCGCUCAACCUGGUCCUCAACAACAAGUUCUCUGAGGCUCUGGACCUGCUCAAACCAUGGUGGAAGGACAGUAUGUACCACGCUCUGGGCUACAGCAGCAUCCUGGUGAUGCAGGCGACUAUGACGUUUGAGCAGAGAGACAUCCAGGCAGCAAUGAGCACCAUCAAAGAGGCACUCAACACCUGUCACAGAUUCAGAAAAAGAAAUUCCAUGGUGGGGUCUCUCCUGAGUAAACAGUCCAAUCUGCAGGAAGAGGAGAUGCACGCAGAGCUGUGCUACGCCGAGUGUCUGCUGCAGAAAGCAACGCUUACAUUUGUCCAGGAUGAAAACAUGAUCAGUUUCAUUAAAGGAGGCAUCAAGAUUCGAACAAGCUACCAGAUCUACAAAGAUUGUCAGAAUGUAUUGAACUCCACUCAAGAUGUGAACGGCCAAUCAGACGCCUUCAGACAGUUUGAGGGCGGGGUCAAACUCGGCGUGGGCUCCUUCAACCUGAUGUUGUCUCUUUUGCCUCAGAGAAUUCUCCGGCUGCUUGAGUUCAUUGGCUUCUCUGGAAACAGGGGUUUCGGCUUGUCUCAGCUCAGAGAAGGAGCCUCCAACCAGAGUCUGCGCUCCAUCCUCUGCGCUCUGACGCUUCUCUUCUACAACACUUACGUCUCACUCAUCCUCGGCACCGGGGAGGGAAAUCUGGAGGAGGCGGAGGCGUUACUGGAGCCUUACCGACACAAAUAUCCAAAGGGCUCUAUAAUUCUUUUCUACUCGGCCCGAAUCUCCACGCUCAGAGGACAGUUUGAAAAGGCUGUGUCCCGGUUUGAGGAGUGCGUCCACAGUCAGAGCGAGUGGAGGCAGAUCCAUCACUUGUGUUACUGGGAGCUGAUGUGGACUCACUCGUUUCAGCAGCACUGGGUGGAGGCCUAUCACUACGCCCAGCUCCUGUGUGCAGAGAGCCGCUGGUCCAAGGCGAUCUACGUGUACCAAAAGGCCGCCAUCCUCAGCAUGAUGUCUGAAGAGGAGGUGAAGAAGACUGGAGAAAACAUUGUGGAACUUUUCAGGCAGGUGGAGGGUCUGAAGCAGCGACUGGCCGGUAAAUCCAUCCCCACAGAGAAGUUUGCAGUGAGGAAGUCCAGACGAUACAAAGCCCAGAGUCCGGUGCCUCUGGUCCUGCCCGCCCUGGAGAUGAUGUACGUGUGGAACGGCUUCACGAUCGUCGGGAAGAGGCCGGACUGCGCCGAAGCUCUGCUGGUCACCAUCGAGAAGGCAGAGGAGAAGCUCAGGGAGGACCCCAACCCGUCGGAGUACCACCCAGACGACAGCUGUCUCGUCCAGAUGUUGAAGGGUUUGUGUUUGAAACAUCUGGGGCGUCCGCUUCAGGCCGAGCUCUGCUUCACUCAGGUCCUCUCCAGUGAGCGUCGGAUCCGGUACGAUCACUACCUGGUGCCGUUCACUCUGUACGAGCUGGGACUCCUGUACAAGCAGCAGGGAGACUUCGCCCGGGCCGCGUCCUACAUCGAGAACGCCAAGACGAAUUACAAGGAUUAUUCCAUGGAGUCCAGGCUUCACUUCCGGAUCCACGCUGCUCUCAACAGCCUCAAGGGGUCGCCAGUCAGCACGCCAUGACAAGUCUACGCCUGAAUAUUAGACACGUUUAAGGAAAUACUGAAAAUGCGACAUGUUACAGGCAACGUCCACAAUAAUAUCCACUGUUUUUAGGGCUGGGAGUCGCAGAGAACCUCACGAUUCAAUACGAUUCAGUACGAUUCAAUACAAUUCAGUACGAUUCAAUACGAUUCAAUACAAUUCAGUACGAUUCAAUACGAUUCAAUACGAUUCAGUACGAUUCACGAUACGGCCAUCACAAGCCAGUAUCCAGAUUUUAAUUUAGAUUUUUAAGAACCAAAUAUAUUUUAACAGCUUUAUUUUUUUGUUAAACCCCGACCUGUGCAAACCAAUAUGAAACCUAUAUAUUUUAAUCCUUAAAAUGGU
Messenger RNA from Periophthalmus magnuspinnatus, 2296 nucleotides. Its product is annotated as tetratricopeptide repeat protein 39B. The record is from RefSeq and is a predicted model, not a curated record. The coding region runs from base 197 to 1930 and encodes 577 amino acids. Lineage: Eukaryota; Metazoa; Chordata; Actinopteri; Gobiiformes; Gobiidae. Gene Ontology annotation, molecular function: protein binding. The transcript has 19 exons.